This is a messenger RNA of Oreochromis aureus, 8106 nucleotides long. It is a transcript of the gene mib1, whose product is annotated as MIB E3 ubiquitin protein ligase 1. The record is from RefSeq and is a predicted model, not a curated record. Lineage: Eukaryota; Metazoa; Chordata; Actinopteri; Cichliformes; Cichlidae. The transcript is spliced from 23 exons. Gene Ontology annotation, biological process: protein ubiquitination. Gene Ontology annotation, cellular component: cytoplasm. Bases 679 to 3795 code for a protein of 1038 amino acids. Gene Ontology annotation, molecular function: ubiquitin-protein transferase activity; zinc ion binding; protein binding.
CCUCGCGUCUUCGUGCUUUAUCGUCCAGCUCCGGAGCUAGUUGUUGCUUGUCUGAGCGGUGAUUGACUAUAAUGGCGACGCGAUUAUUCUGAGAGUAGUCUAUGGCACCGUCUCUGGCUGAUAAAGGAUACAUGUCGGAGGGUUUUUUCUGCAUCGCAGACUAUAAUAAUAAGGACAAGCAACAUCGAAAAGGAGCACAUUCACCCCGGCCACAGGGAGCCAGGAGAGCUUUAUCCUGCUAGCAGCGAUAGCUAGCAACUCCGCUCACUAGCCUGCUAAGUUGAAGAGGUGGGAUUCAAGUGUGUGGACUGGAGGAGAGGGACUGGGAGUUUGCUGAGUACUGAGAUCUAUCUGCACUAGCUGUUGGCUACUUUCAAGCCUUUGGGGUAUUAACUUUCUCACUGCCAGAGGCAACACUUGGACGCCACUGGCUCGAGGUUGACGCUAGCUUGUUGUAAUAGUUUUUGGGAGAAGAUCCAGAAUUCUCCUUGGGUAGCUAACUACUGCUACACACAGCUAACAGGCUAGCUUUGUGGAUUGUUCCAGUCUCCUUCCUGUUAGGACUUGCUCUCGCUUGCGUUUGGAAACUCUCUACCAGUGCACACAUAGUUGGCUAGCAAAGAGUGCUAGCUCGCUAACUUUUAAGGAUUGUUGUACCUCUGCGACAUCUUUUCUUAAAUGACCACCGGCAGGAAUAACCGAGCCAUGAUGGAAGGAGUUGGAGCGAGAGUGGUUCGCGGACCUGACUGGAAGUGGGGGAAGCAGGAUGGAGGAGAGGGACAUGUCGGCACCGUUAGGAGUUUUGAAAGUCCAGAGGAGGUGGUGGUUGUCUGGGAUAACGGGACGGCUGCCAACUACCGUUGUUCUGGAGCUUAUGACGUGAGGAUAUUAGACAGUGCUCCAACAGGCAUCAAGCAUGAUGGAACCAUGUGUGACACCUGCCGUCAACAGCCCAUCAUUGGUAUUCGCUGGAAAUGUGCAGAGUGCACCAAUUACGACCUCUGCACAACCUGUUACCAUGGAGACAAGCAUCACCUGAGACACCGGUUCUACAGGAUCACCACCCCAGGCAGCGAGAGAGUACUUUUGGAGUCACGUCGCAAGUCAAAGAAAAUCACAGCCAGAGGAAUCUUUGCUGGUGGUCGGGUUGUGAGAGGAGUUGACUGGCAAUGGGAAGAUCAGGAUGGAGGGAAUGGGAGGAGAGGAAAGGUAACAGAGAUCCAGGACUGGAGUGCGGCCAGCCCUCACAGCGCUGCCUACGUACUGUGGGACAAUGGGGCCAAGAACCUGUACAGAGUUGGCUUUGAGGGAAUGUCGGACCUCAAAUGUGUCCAGGAUGCCAAAGGAGGGACAUUUUACAGAGACCACUGUCCGGUUUUAGGUGAACAGAAUGGCAACAGAAAUCCUGGUGGCCUUCAGAUCGGGGACCUGGUAAACAUUGAUCUGGAUCUCGAGAUUGUACAGUCCCUCCAGCAUGGACACGGAGGAUGGACGGACGGCAUGUUUGAGACGCUCACCACCACCGGCACAGUGUGUGGCAUCGAUGAGGAUCACGACAUUGUGGUCCAGUACCCCAGUGGGAACAGAUGGACGUUCAACCCAGCAGUGCUGACAAAGGCCAACGUAGUGCGCAGUGGUGAAGUCGCAGCCGGUGCAGAGGGAGGCACUUCCCAGUUCCAUGUGGGAGACCUGGUCCAGAUCUGCUACGACAUUGACCGCAUCAAGUUACUACAAAGAGGCCAUGGAGAAUGGGCUGAGGCGAUGCUGCCUACCCUGGGCAAGGUAGGCCGUGUGCAGCAGAUCUACUCUGACAGUGACCUUAAGGUCGAGGUUUGUGGGACAUCUUGGACGUACAACCCUGCUGCCGUCACCAAGAUCGCCCCGUCCGGCUCCGCUGUCAGCAACGCCUCUGGAGAACGCCUGUCUCAGUUAUUGAAGAAACUAUUUGAGACACAAGAGUCUGGGGACAUCAAUGAGGAGCUGGUCAAGGCAGCAGCCAAUGGAGACCUGGCCAAAGUGGAGGACAUUCUUAAGAGACCCGAUGUGGAUGUGAACGGGCAGUGUGCUGGACACACCGCUAUGCAGGCAGCCAGUCAGAACGGUCACGUGGAUGUCCUAAAGCUGCUUCUUAAACACAACGUGGACCUGGAGGCUGAGGAUAAAGAUGGAGACCGAGCAGUGCACCACGCAGCUUUUGGUGAUGAAGGCUCUGUCAUUGAAGUGCUGCACAGGGGCGGUGCAGACUUGAAUGCCAGGAACAAGCGAAGGCAGACUCCAUUACACAUAGCUGUCAACAAGGGCCAUCUACAGGUGGUUAAAACCCUUUUGGACUUCGGCUGCCACCCUAGCCUUCAGGAUUCAGAGGGUGACACACCUCUUCACGAUGCCAUUAGUAAGAAGAGAGAUGAUAUGCUGUCAGUGCUGCUGGAGGCCGGUGCUGACGUCACCAUCACCAACAACAACGGGUUCAAUGCUUUGCAUCACGCCGCCCUGAGAGGAAACCCCAGUGCCAUGCGUGUGCUGUUAUCCAAACUGCCGAGGCCUUGGAUCGUAGACGAGAAGAAGGACGACGGUUAUACUGCACUGCACCUGGCCGCCCUCAACAACCACGUGGAGGUGGCUGAGCUUUUGGUGCACCAGGGCAACGCCAGCUUAGACAUUCAGAAUGUCAACCAGCAGACUGCAUUACACUUGGCAGUGGAGCGCCAGCACACCCAGAUAGUUCGGCUGCUGGUGCGGGCAGAGGCCAAGCUCGACGUGCAGGACAAGGAUGGGGACACGCCGCUUCACGAGGCACUGCGUCACCACACGCUGUCCCAAUUGCGGCAGCUCCAAGAUAUGCAAGAUGUCAGCAAAGUGGAGCCCUGGGAACCUUCCAAGAACACGUUAAUCAUGGGCUUGGGCACCCAGGGGGCAGAGAAGAAGAGCGCCGCAUCCAUCGCCUGCUUCCUGGCAGCUAAUGGAGCAGACUUGACCAUUCGUAACAAAAAGGGCCAGUCCCCUCUAGACCUGUGUCCUGACCCCAGCCUCUGCAAGGCUUUGGCCAAAUGCCACAAAGAAAAGAGCAGCGGCCAGGUGGGCACCCGCAGCCCGUCUCUGAACAGCAACAUCGAGUCACUGGAGGAGUGUAUGGUGUGUUCGGACAUGAAGAGAGACACUCUUUUUGGGCCCUGCGGACACAUCGCCACCUGCUCCCUCUGCUCGCCUCGUGUCAAGAAGUGUCUCAUCUGCAAAGAACAAGUGCAGUCGAGAACUAAGAUCGAGGAGUGUGUAGUCUGCUCCGAUAAAAAGGCAGCGGUGUUAUUCCAGCCCUGUGGUCACAUGUGCGCUUGUGAGAACUGUGCCAGCCUCAUGAAGAAGUGCGUACAGUGCCGGGCUGUGGUGGAACGCCGCACCCCCUUCGUACUUUGCUGUGGAGGGAAAGGUAUGGAGGAUGAUGCCGCUGAUGAUGAUGAUGAUGAUGAUGAUGAUGAUGACCUUACAGGGAGCUCUAACAGUAUGGCAGGGGGAUCCCAGGAUCUUCUCCAGCCCAACAAUCUGGCACUAAGUUGGUCCAGUGGAAACAUCCCAGCCCUGCAGAGAGACAAGGCGAACACCAACGUCAACGCUGACGUGCAGAAGCUACAACAACAGCUUCAAGACAUCAAGGAACAGACCAUGUGUCCUGUGUGCCUGGACCGGCUGAAGAACAUGAUCUUCAUGUGCGGCCACGGAACCUGCCAGCUGUGCGGGGAUCGAAUGAGCGAGUGUCCCAUCUGCCGCAAGGCCAUCGAACGCCGCAUACUCCUCUACUAGACCUGCCGACGAACUCUCUUUGCUUCUCUUAAAGCCCACGCUGAACACGCUCGCCACGCGGCAACCACACCUGCUGCUGCUGCUGCCUCCAUCCUCACAGCCACCCGCGUCAGCCAGGCACAUCUUAUUCUGUCCCACAAACGCUUUCUCAGUGGGUCGAUAGCGUUCAGGUGGAAUUCCUGUUACAAAACAAGGAAAAUCGAUGAAUUGACUGAAGUUAAUUGCGCUGUCCUGUCGCCGUCAGUGCAGCCAGAAAGAAAGACGCCUGUUUCAGAGACUUCAUCCUUUUCCCUCCCACCCCCCCAUCUUCCUUUUUUGUGUUGUUUCCAUUUAUUCUCUCAACAUUUCAAACAGUUUUCCCGUCUUCGAGUCCAAAGUUCAGAUUCAGAGUUUUGGAUGUGAUCACUUUGGGUUAUCAGCUGAGUGAGAAGCGUGAAGGCGACGAAGGCGGCCUGUUACCGUUUGAUGUAAAGUUCUCAUUCAUCUGUUUGCAGUCCAGUGCCCACUGCAGCCAGAUUUUAUUGUAUUUGUAAACAUUUAUUCAAGUGUAUUUUUAUUGGAAGCUCCUUUGUUUAUCACGACAGUAUGGCAGUAUGGUUGCAGCUUUGGCUCUUGCAACGCUCUGCUCACCGACUGUCCCUGCUCUUAAAAACCAAAUGUUGGCAGUUUUUGCACUAGGAAAGCAGGGUUUAAAUACUCCGCCCCCCCCCUACGCUGACUCCAGGGGGAACCCUUGGAGCUCAGUGACAAAACGCAGAUAUAGUAGUGUAACUGCCAGGUAGCACGCUACACCCCGUACUUUGUUUACUGAGCUGAGUAACGACAGCAGUGUUGCGACACCCUUUCGGCUGCAGAUUUAAGAGCUGCCGUGCAGGGAUUCAAGACAAACACACCAACUCUUUCGACUUCUGUCCACUGACACCCCCCCACCCCUCUUGUUGUAAUUGUUUGUUCCACACACAAACCCACAUGAGGCAAACAUUUCUGUAACAGGAGAAUCUUGUCGCCAGUUGGUGUUAAAGUGUUUUGAGACUUGGUGGUAUUGUCUAACAAAAAAUAAAUAAAUAAAUAAAUAUAUAUAAAUAUAUACAGUUCACUAAAUUGCUAAUUUACCGGUGAUGACAUCGUGCCAUUUGCUUCCAAAAAAACAAAACAAAACUUGUGAACGAACAUUGGGGGGUAAGGUGCUCUUUGUGUUACUAUUUUUUAAUUUAAGUGUAUUUCCUUUUCUCAAAGUCUACCUAGUACAAUCUAUUACAACACUAAGAUGAAAAUAUAGAGUAAAUUAUUUUGUAUCGCUGCCCAAACAAUAGGACUUGUAGGAGUCACUGCCUUCCUACGAUGUAGCCUCAAAGUCUCUCAAUCUGCUCCAAUCUUUGUGUUUUUUUUCCCAUUUUUUGACAGUAGCUUUCUAGAAAUCAUCAGUAGAAGCUUUUUAUUUUUUGUGGCAGAGUUUUAAGGCAAACCUGUUCAUUUGUAAAACAAAACAAAAAAAGAAAACCUUUUUUGUCAUAAAGUGUCUGUUUUUUGUGUUGUUAUUUGAGAGGAAAGAUAAACUUGCCUUACCUCUUUUAAAAAGCAGUUGCCCGUGCGGCGACUCGGCAAAGCGACUAACUGCUUGGGAAUUUGCAACCACAUACAAGCUUAAUUUUUUUGCCUUUUAAGCAACUUUAGUACAGUUUUGUUUCUUUCCUGAUCACGACUCUAUAAGCUAGAAGCACUAAUACGCUUUAUGGUAGUAUUUUUUGUUAUGGUUGUGUUUGAACAAAAAGCCCAUUUGUUCUUUAUUUUCAGUACCUGUAACUGUCCUUGUUAGACCUGUAGACGGUAGUAUUUUCUUUGGCAUGAAUGUUUGACAUAUGCAGUACGACCUGUGUCAAUAAAAGAAAACGUUCAGUCUGUAUUGCUAAUAAGUGCUUUUUAAAAAAAAACAACAAAAACAACCGUAUAGCUGAAAUAAAGGCCUCCGUGAACCAAGAGACAUUAAAGUCUCUGUUUGUUUUUAGAUUCUCCUGAAAUUUUAAUGAGCUUUUCUUAUGUUUGUUUUUGUUUUAAAGUUGAGCUUACAUGUUAGGGUCUUAUAGGCGAGAAAAUUAGCAUUUUGUUGCUUUUCUCCUGCUGUGCAGUGUCUGCCCUCGCAGAGGAGACGGGUGGCCCAGAAGGGAGGCGAGAGGUAAUUGAAAAUGCUAACACCUCAUAAUGACUCAGCACCAGCGUGCGAUAGGUCAGCUGUGCUAAUCAGAAAGAGACAGAAAAGAGCAAGAGUGGGGUGCGGCGCGGUGGGUUUAGGGAGUUUAGAGUGAUGCAUCUUCUCCGCUGAGCAGUGCGACAGCAGGGCAUCUCCCGAGCAGUGAGAAAUUAUGACCAAAGGCCAUUUAUGUUCUAGCUCAUUGACUAGUCCAUUCAUAACCUGGACGUCUUUGAGCUUGUCUCACAUGCAGCAGCAGUAUACAGCUGCUCAGAGCAAGACAUCCAUCAUGCUGUCAUCCUCUCACUCAGUGAACACUGUACAGGAGGCCCUGACAACUUUUUCAUACCAUCUUGGAUCUCUGUGACUUUUUGCACGAGGCCCUUACAGAUGCUGUAAAGUCUCCUGGCAAAUCUGUGAUGCUUUGUCAUUUACAUGCAAGUACUAGUCUUUAAAACAGUAGAAGACCAUAUGGUUUACCAGCUACAUUGUUACGGAGUCGCUAGCCUAAAUCUAAUUUAAACUACGUGUCAGUGGGAUAAAAGCAACAUACUUUCCUUUAUUGAUGGAUAAAAGUGGUGUGGUUGACACAAAUCUGUGGAGGCUUGUUUCCACCACUGGGAGUGGAUAUUUAUGAGCCAAAAUUUUUACCUACUAACUCAAACUUCUGAUAAAAUAACUUCAGUGGUGGGAAUGUGCUUCCAUAAAGUCGUUUCUGGUUAAAAAGGCUAAAGCUGGAAAUUUCCUAGCAGUAGCAGGUCAUAGGCUUGACUACCAGUACACAUUUACACACACAAACAGAGGCCCACAAGUUACUUAUUUUUCUGAGACUAGUAAGAAACUGAUCUAUCUGACUGAUCAGCCUCAUCUGAGGCAUCUGGGGUCAGCUGUGAAGCCGUACCUUAUUGCCCAACGAUGUUGCAGACGUCAUUGCUUCUCUGGAAAUGUCUUUCACAAGAGUGACUUUGGUUUGGGAUAUUCAACCAUGACAUGUGAGUGUAAUGUUCGCCUCAUAAAGCCAUAAACCAUUUGAAUACCAUUACAAAACUGGCUGGUGGCGCCAGACUACUGUGUCCAUCAUUCUUGACUGACUGCAGACCCCGCUGCCAUGCUGACUGACAGUCGGGGUGCCGGAGACGCUGCUAUCUCUCGCCUUGCCGCUGCCUGAUCCUGGGGAGCAUCCCUGACCACCUCACCCACCAGUUUCAGCUGCUUGAAGACUCCAGUGUUUGCUGACGAGGCUGCGGGGGCCUGUUACUCCCACACCGGGGGGUCAGCUAAUCCACUCGCUGCCCCGCGGAGUGUGAGUGAUGGUGGCCCAGCACGGGCAGGCUUGAGUGAGCAGCAGAUAGAUAUGAAACGACCCCCGGAGAGCGGAGCGGGGCGACCACGAUCAGGAAAAUGACUGCAACCCCGCUUCGAGCCUCUGCUGUGAUCACUGAGAAGGGUCAGUGACAUCCAUCUGUCGGAGGACUGAGCGUGCCGCAGGGGGGAGGAAGGUGUAUGUCUCCCCACCCCCUCAGGCUUCGCCCUUGGCACUGGCUCUGAAGUUAUGACCCGACAGACAGAAAUAAAUGCACUCUACACACAUCUAACGUGGAGUGAAGUUCCUCACAGGGCUUGCACAUGCAGAGCUCAGAGCACAUCACAAGGUGGCGGUACACCCAGCGACUAAACACUGCUGUCAUGAAGGGCCUUGUAUUUGUGGACAGCAAUAAAGUCUGUUUUGGUUAUAGACACCAUUUUUCCUGAUCCUGCAGCUCCAAAACGACCACACCAGUUUAAAUUUACGACUGCAUGCAGAACAUGACGAGCUGUGAUCCCACAGGUCCUCUGCUAACUGAGCAAAAACCUACCCCUGGACCCAGAGUUCAGAAGUCUGGCUGAAUUUAUUGUCUCAGUUUAUGGUCGGGCUGAGCAAAGUGCAAUCUGGUUGUCUGGACAAACUCUUCGAGGACCAGAGAAGAAGGGAGGGACGUGACAAAGGGGGCCUGGAUUUGUACAUUGCUGCAUUUUGGGAUCACUUUUUUUUUUUUUUUUUAGGAAUUUAAAGCAGUAAAUUGUUGACAGACAUGAGCAGUUUUAUUUUUAACCACUGCCACAAUAAAGAUAAAAUGUCUUCA